GCUUGUAUAUUUGUUAAAAAUACAGACAAUCAAUGUUUUAAGUGGGCAAUUUUGUCCGCGCUUCAUCCAGUUUCUCGCCAAGAUCAUCCUGACAGAGUCAUUAAUUAUGUCAGAUUUGAUGGAGAAUUAAAUAUGAAAGGAAUUGAAUUUCCAGUAGCUUUAAAACAAGUAUCUAAAUUCGAAAAGCAAAAUAAUGAAAUUUCAGUGAAUGUUUUUGGUUUAGAUGGCCGAGAGAUUGUACCACUUCAUCGUACGUGGGAAAAGAAAGUAAAUCAUAUUAAUCUCCUUUUGAUUGAAGCUGGAAAAGAUAUGUAUGAUAGUGAUGAUGAUAGUAUCAUGAAUUGUAACGAUUAUCAUUACGUUUACAUUAAAAAUCUUUCAAGAUUGAUGAGUAGUAGUCUGGCACGUACAAAGAAGAAGAUUGACAUAUGUGACCGAUGUCUACACUUUUUUUCUACUCAACAAUAUUUAGAAGCACAUCUGCAGCAAUGUAAGCUGAUUAAUGAUUGCAAGGUUAAAUUACCAAAAGUUGGUAAUGAUAUAACCUUUAAAAAUGAUAGAUUUAAAGAAAAAAUACCAUUUGUUAUCUAUGCAGAUCGUGAAUGUUUAUUAAUACCGAUUAAUGAGUCAGAAGGCGAUGAAGAAGAAGAUGAACCAAAGAAUACUACAGCAUAUCAAAAACAUGAUAUGUUUAGCAUUGGAUAUUUCUUGAAAUGCAGUUAUGAUGAUUCUUUAUCUCGAUUUAGCAGUUAUCGAGGAGAAGAACCAGCAUUGUGGUUUGUUAAGGAAUUGAAAUUGAUAGCUGAACAAAUAGAUAAUAUAUAUGGAAAUCCUAUACCAAUGGAAAACCUUAGUUUAGAACAACAAAUAUCUCUUAACGAGUCAGAUACUUGUCAUAUUUGUGAAAAAUCGAUAUAUGGUAGAAUUAAAGUUCAUGAUCACUGUCACUUAACCUCAAAAUAUCGACGAUCUGCUCAUGCUGGAUGUAAUUUGAACUAUCAAGAUUCAAGAAUAAUUCCAGUGGUUUUUCAUAAUUUAAGUGGGUAUGAUGCUCAUUUUAUAAUCAAAGAUAUAUCUAAUUGUUUUCCAGGCAAAGUUGAUCUGCUUCCCUUAAGAAAGGAAAAAUAAAUUGCUAUUACUAAGCAUAUUGAAAAUAGUGUGAUAAAGCUCCGUUUCAUCGACUCAUUCCGCUUUAUGGCAUCAUCUCUCGAUCAAUUAGCAUCUUUUCUGAACGAGUUUAAAAUACUGAAAUAUGUUUUCUCAGAUUUGGAGGCUAGGAAAUUUCAACUUUUGACAAAAAAAAAGGUGUUUUUCCCUACGAAUAAAUUAAUUGUAUGGAAAAACUAAAUGAAACUGAGCUGCCUGCUAUAGAGAAGUUUUUCAGUUCACUCACAGAUUCAACAGUAUCGCAAGAUGAUUAUGCUCAUGCGCAGAAAGUGUGGACAGAGUUUGAAAUAACAACUCUUGGAGAAUAUUCAGAUCUUUACAUGAAAACAGACAUACUACUAUUAGCUGAAGUUUUUGAAAAUUUUCGUGAUCAGUGUUUGACUGUAUAUGGUCUUGAUCCAGCACAUUAUGAUACAACACCUGGCUUCACCUGGGAUGCAAUGCUUAAAAUUACUGGUGUUAAAUUGAAACUGAUCACGGAUAUUGAUAUGUUACUUUUUAUUGAGCGUGGUAUCAGAGGAGGAUUAAGUCAAUGUUCUCAUAGAUAUGCUAAAGCUUAUCAUAAAUAUAUGAAAGAGCAUUAUAAAUGCGAUUAAGAUAAUGUAUAUCUCAUAUAUUUAGAUGCUAAUAAUCUUUAUGGUUAUGCAAUGACACAAUCUCUACCAUAUGAUGCAUUUGAAUGGAUUCAAGAUUUUACAAAUAUAAACGUUCAAACUAUAGACGAUGAUGCACUUGAAGGAUAUAUUUUGGAAGUAGAUCUUAAAUAUCCUAAGGACAUUCACAGUAUACAUAAUGAUUUACCUUUCUGCCCAGAGCAUAUGAAACCUCCUGGAUCCAAGCAAGAAAAACUAUUAGCUUCUUUGAUGAAUGUUAUGUUAUUCAUUAUCGAGCUUUAAAACAGACUUUAGCAAAUGGACUUGAGCUUGUUAAAAUUCAUCGAGUGUUAAAGUUUAAACAAUCUCAAUGGUUGAAGCCUUACAUAGAUUUAAAUAGUUCUAUGAGAGCUAAAGCAAAAAAUGAGUUUGAAAAAAAUCUUUUUAAACUAAUGAAUAAUGCUGUUUACGGCAAGACUAUGGAGAAUGUACGUAAGCAUGUUGAUGUAAAACUCAUGACAAAGUGGGAAGGACGAUAUGGCGUGGAAGCUCUCAUUUCAAAACCAAAUUUUCAUAGCAGUGUAAUAUUUAGUGAAAACUUAGUUGCUAUAGAAAUGAGAAAGACUAGUGUAUAUGUGAAUAAACCUUUUUAUAUUGGUUUGUCAGUAUUGGAUAUUUCAAAGACUGUUAUGUACGGCUUUCAUUAUGAUUAUAUGUUAAAAAUGUAUGUAAAUAAUUGUAAGUUGUUGUACACAGAUACUGAUAGUUUGAUUUAUGCAGUAACCUGUAAUGAUGAUAUUAAAUCAAAUAUUGAACGAUUUGAUACGUAAGAUUAUCCUGAAAACAAUGUUUUUGGAAUGCCACGUAUGAAUAAGAAAGUUGUAGGACUAAUGAAAGAUGAAUGCAAUGGAAAUAUACUUACUGAAUUCAUUGGAUUGAGAAGUAAAAUGUACAGCACACGUGUUGAUAAUGUGGAUUUUGUAAAGAAAAUCAAAGGUAUAAAGUCGUCAGUUGUGAAAAAAACUAUUUGUUUUGAUGACUAUGUAGACUGUUUGCAAAAUCAAAGAAUUUUGAAGAGAAAGCAAUCUGUUAUUAGAUCAAAAUUACAGAAUGUUGAAACCAUACAGCAAGAAAAAAUUGCACUAAGUCCGUACGAUGAUAAAAGAUUCCUGAUACCAUAGAGUAAUGAAACACUGGCUUGGGGAUAUUAUAGAAUAAAGUUAUCGAGUGCUGAUAAUAACUCAAGCAAACAAAAUAAAAAUCUACGUUUUAAUGAUAAAGUUUUGAUUCAUAAUAUGUGUACAUGGACGUUUGCAUAUCAGAGUGCUCGACGUGGUGAAUGGAUGCAGGUUGUAUGUGUUCGUGAACGUUUUAGAAUGAGGAUUGAAAGAACGGGAGUAAUUAUUAUUAAUCCAGUGCUUUUAAAAAAAAUCUCACAGUUUUGUUAAUACUAAGCAGAAAAACA
Molecule: messenger RNA, 3225 nt
Organism: Nasonia vitripennis (jewel wasp)
Lineage: Eukaryota; Metazoa; Arthropoda; Insecta; Hymenoptera; Pteromalidae
Exons: 2
Coding region: 133-1128 (331 amino acids)
Source: RefSeq, a predicted model, not a curated record